AUGGCGUACAAAAAAGAUCACACUUGGCAAAAGAACACAAUUUCUCUUGCCAAAUGUGACCUUUGUUGUACAUCACCCAUCGCCCUGUAUCGAAAAGUGCGCGCGAACUGGAUCCAGGUCAUCGCCCUGAAUCCAGCUGAAAGAGAACCAGGCCGCUCCAGAUCGCAGAAGAUCGUGGCCAUACGUCGUCAGGCACCGAAGCUGCGGCGGCUCCUUAUCAUCAAGCUGACAGGCAGAGGAUGGAGCGUACAUUCCCGACCAAUCUCACCAGUCCAGGCCCGCACCAUCAGCGGUAAGGCAACCCUGCUUGUGGCUGCCGCCGCGGCGCUGAUGUGCCUCUCCUUCGUCGGCGUCCGGACCGUGCUUGCGUCAUCUUCUGGGGUCGACACCACGGCCACCAGCGAGGAAGCCUCGGCGGCCGGGGCGGAAGUGACAGCGGUGGCGGAUGGCGGCGCUGCCAUUGUUGUUGCUGAGGGGGAGGUAGUCCCCGCGUCGCGGCGUCACCUUGCGACAGCUUGUACGGCGUACACCGGCUACAUCGCGUACCGCGACAUUGACCGAGACGGUGACGACAUCGGCAACUACGGCUCCGCCUCCAGCGCGUUGGCCGCCUGCAACCGAAACCCCAGCUGCGUCGCCUUCAACAGCCAGGGCUGGGCAAAGCGCAGCGCCACGCCCGCUAUGCCGUAUGGGGGUUUGUGUCUAUGGGUGAAGAGGAGCAGCAUGGGCGCGUACUCAGGCGCAUGUGCGGGUGGCCCGCCGGCCCAGCCAACCCAGUUCUACCCUGGAAGCGCCAUUCAGGCGCUCACUGACCUGGUGCAGGACUACUGUUACUCCAACAGCGGCGCCAAGUGUGAUGAAAUCGAUUUCAUGGGGACUACGAAUUGGUAUCAGGAGUACUUCUACGAUUUUCCGUCACUCAGCAACAACACCUGCAACACCCAGAUGGUGCUCACCCCCGCCUCGGACGCGCCCAGGGCGGCCUCGCGCAGCGUGCUGACCUGCCGGCCCAACCCCACCAGCGAGGGCGUCUGCACCUUCUCGCCCCGGCUGGAGACCGCGUCCUCGGUGGCGGUGACUCAGGCGAGGGGCUACAGCGACCAGUUCAAGGCGGGUGUAGUCACCAAGGUCACGGCGACCUUCGGCGCCAUGGAGGCCACGAUGGAGUCGACCUUCGACUUCGCGUUCAGGUAG
This is a messenger RNA of Volvox carteri f. nagariensis, 1194 nucleotides long. RefSeq lists its product as uncharacterized. The coding region runs from base 1 to 1194 and encodes 397 amino acids. Lineage: Eukaryota; Viridiplantae; Chlorophyta; Chlorophyceae; Chlamydomonadales; Volvocaceae. The transcript has 6 exons. The record is from RefSeq and is a predicted model, not a curated record.